AUGGCAUCCAAGCAAAAUGCCGACGCACCAUUAGCGCUCGACGAGAUCGUACCGACCAAGGACAUCUACUGCCGCUGGGCGACGAGGGCCGACAUACCGGCCAUCGCAAAAAUCCUCAUGACUAACUUUUUGACAUUCGAAUUCCACGACCACUUUUGUCCAAGACGGACAGAACGCCAGGAAGAGUUCUACCUUUUCGUGCUGGCUCGAGUGCGGAUGUUCUUCGUUAGGCCAUCAAUCCGGAUGAUGGUUGCAGAGAAAUUAGACGUCGGCGUUACAGGACAGAAAGCAGAAAUCCUUGGGUUCGCUGCAUGGGAUGCGCAGGGUAAUGAGAACCCCAUCAACGCAGAGUGGACCCGCGAGAGUCAAGGAUGGCUCAACACUACAGAGCAGAAGCUCGCCGAUGCUGAGGUGCUCUAUCAUCAACAUACGCGGAACACCGUCUUCGACUACGCUCUCUUCAAUCAAGCACGGCAGCGGCUACACGACGCCUACGAGCACGAUACAUCGUUCGACAACAAUCUCCAUCUCCAAUUCCUCAUGGUCAAGCCUGAAUGGCAGAAAGGGCAUGGUAUAGGGCAUAGGUUGCUGCAGUGGGGUUUGGACGUCGCCGAUAAGGUCAAGCUGCCGGUCGUUAUCGAAAGCAGUCUUGCCGGGUACAACUUUUAUUUACGACACGGCUGCAGGCUGUUGAAGAUGAUCAGAAUUGACUUCGUGCCGGAGAAAGCGUAUGACAUGCCUGUAGUGGUAUACGACCCAAGGUAG
Molecule: messenger RNA, 765 nt
Organism: Zasmidium cellare ATCC 36951
Lineage: Eukaryota; Fungi; Ascomycota; Dothideomycetes; Mycosphaerellales; Mycosphaerellaceae
Exons: 1
Coding region: 1-765 (254 amino acids)
Source: RefSeq, a predicted model, not a curated record